AUGGCUGGAAAUGCCAUAACUCUGAGCGGGGGAGGGCGCGGUCCGUCAGUCGCAACCAUAGCCGCGCUCGCCGCCGCGGCGACAGCUGUCGGCCUCUCAUUGGUCGUACUGCGCGGGCUGCGUCAAUGGGCCAAACGCGCACACAAAUGCGCGCCGCCCAGCAAUGGGCGGCGGCGCUUGUCGUGGCGCAGCGUGUUUACCGGCGAGAAGCACGGCGGUGCGGAAAGGGAGCGGGAGCAAGAGCGCGUGGCUCAUCUGAUUCCGCUGGUGGAACGAUCGGCGAGUUCGGGCAAAGUGAAACGGAUCGAGCGAUUCGGCGAAUACGUGGUCAUAUCGGUCCAGUCCCAACCCACUAUCCCUCUUCGCCUCCCCUUCAUUCCCAAUCCAUAUCCUUCCCUGUCCCCUACCCAGUCCCCUAUUCGACAGUUUUCCCUUCCCCCUACCGCCCUUCUCCCCCCUUCCGCCACGCGCCUUCCUCCUCCGCCACGCCCCGACCCCGUUCCGCCAUUCCCCCUUUUCCCGUCCGCCGCUCCGCUUCCCCCUCCGCCAGUGCGCCAGCUGGGCCUGCCCACGGACCUGGCGGCGGCGGCGCUACUGGCGCAGGCGGCGGAAGACUACGUGCGGGGCGAUAAGAGCCGCGCCAACCUUCUCCCUUUUUCGCCCCUCCCCUUCCCCAUUCCGCCAGUGCGCCAGCUCGGACUCCCCACGGACCUGGCGGCGGCGGCGCUACUGGCGCAGGCGGCGGACGACUACGUGCGGGGCGAUAAGAGCGCAUCCGAUAAGAGCCGCGCCAAUCUGCUCGCGCUCGUCGCGCAGACGGGGGGCGUGCGCGUGGUGGGGAAGGGGGAGGCAGGGACGGAGGCGGGGGCGGAGGCGGGGGCGGAGGCGGAGGCGGGGGAAGAGGGGGGCCCGGGGGCGGGGGCGGGGUUGAGGCGGGGGUCAGAAGAGGAGAUGGAGCGGUUGGGGGAGGAGCUUACCGCGGAGCUGCACGCGUGCAUGCUGUCUUACUUUGGCUUCCACUGGCCGCACUCCGCCCUCAUGAUUGAACAGGUCUUCCGAGGCCCGAGCAGCAAGCUUCACUUGCGGGACGCCGUUAACGCUGUCAUUCGGCAGCGGCGGUUCAACGAGGCCAUAACGUGUCUGCGCCCGCAGCAGCGCUUCUCCCAGCUGCUGGAGGAAAUGAAGGUCCUCGGCUGUGGUCCCGGCCAGGGGGGAGCAGGGGGAACAGGGGGAGCGGGGGGAGCGGGGGGAGCAGGGCAAGGGGGAGUGGUUAAGAGGGAAGCAAGGCAGGGGGGAGUAGAUGAGGGGGAAGCGAGGCAAGGGGGAGUGGGGCAAGGGGGAGUGGGGCAAGGGGGAGUGGGUGAGGGGGAAGCAAGGCAAAGGGGAGUGGGCGAGGGGGGAUUCGGUUCAAAGGGCAGCAGUAGAGCGGAGGACAGUGAGGGAGUGGGUAAUGGUCCUGCGAGUGGCAGUCCCACCACCCACUCUCCCCCUCACUCCCUCUUCCACUUCCCCACUUCCUCCCCCUCUCGCUCUCCAUCCCACUCUCCCUCCCGCUCUCCUCCUCACCCUCACUCCCCGUCUCAUGCUCGCUCGCCCUCCCACGCGCGUCCCUCAAGUGCGGAGGUCCCAAGGGAGGGGGAGGUGAUGGUGCCGGCAGCAGCGGCGGUGCGCUCGCCCGUGCUGCUGCUGAUAGGGGGGGGCAUGGGUGCUGGCAAGUCAACAGUUGUGAAAGAAAUCAUGAAACGCACCUUCUGGGCGUCACACGCAGUGGUGGUCGAAGCAGACGCAAUUACAGAAAAGAAAGCAUUUUUCUCAGCGCUCUCUCUCACUCCUCCUCCGCGUAUCCCCCCCCCUUCCGCUGCUCUUCCGCAGCACUUUCUGGUGGUUGUGGAAGCCGACGCCUUCAAAGAAAAAGACGCGAUUUUUCGAGCGCUCUCCGCCGACCGUCUGAGUGACGCCGCCCGGAUCUCGCAACUCGUGCACGAGGAGUCAACCCGGGCGGCGCAGUCAACGCUGGUAACCGCGCUGAACGAGGGGCGGGACGUGAUAUUCGACGGGACCAUGUCGUGGGCCCCGUUUGUGCAGCAGACGAUCGCGAUGGCUAGACGUGUGCAUGAGAGGAGGUUUAGGAUGGGGCCGGGCUAUCAAGUGAAGGAGGAUGGGAGUGUGGUGGAGCGGUAUUGGGAGGAGGUGGAGGAGGAGGGGAGUGAGGGUGGGGUGGAGGAGGGGAGGGCGAAAGAGGGUAAAGAGGGGGUGGGGCGCGAGAGAGGGGAUGGGGAGGAGGAGAGGAGGAAGGACAAGCCAGGAACGGAGGGUCAGCACCAGCCGAAGCGGCACAGCAGUCCACGGAGGGCGCUGGGAUCGGGCAGAGGAAGCCAUUGCAGCAGCGAGAAGGGACAUGGGCAGGGGCAGGGGCAGGGGGGCAUGCAGGGGACACGGCAGGGAGGGGGAAUGUGGUGGGAGAGGAGAGGGCAGGGGGGAAGCGGGGAGCAGCGGCUGCCAUACCGGAUUGAGCUGGUGGGCGUGAUGUGCGAUGCUCACCUGGCUGUGGUGCGCGGCAUGCGGCGGGCCAUUCUGACAAAGAGAGGAGUGCCAGUGCAUGAGCAGCUGCGGUCGCACAAGCUGUUUGCCAGCAGUGUGGAGGCGUACUGUGAUCUAGUUGAUGUGGCAACGCUUUAUUCGACUAACCACAUGGGGGGACCUCCACAGCUCAUUGGCUACAAGGAAGGCACUCACGGAAAGGUUAGAGAGGGCGAGAAGGUGGUUUCCGGCAGCGAGCGCGCAGGCGUCAUGUGCGGCCCGAUGGUUCCCGUGGAUUCCGGACUAGAUCCGAUCAAGCACACGCAGUACCCGUACGUGACGGGCGCGUCGGUGCUGGCGAUGAAGUACAAGGACGGCAUUAUCAUGGCGGCUGACACCAUGGGAGCAUACGGGCGUACAAUGCGGUACAAGUCGGUGGAGCGCAUGCAGCAGGUGGCGCCUCACACGGUGAUGGGCGCUGGAGGGGAGAUCAGCGAUUUCCACUUCAUCCUCUCUCUCUACGAGGAACUCCUCACAAACGACUAUGCAUUUGACGACGGGCACGUGCUGUCAACGCGAGAGGUGUUCAACUACAUGACGCGAGUCAUGUACAACCGCCGCAACCGCUUUGACCCGCUCUGGAACUCCAUUGUCAUCGGGGGGCUGGACAAGGGUGAACCGUUCCUCGGCUCGGUGACGAUGAUCGGAGUGCACUACACGGACGACCACGUAGCAACGGGGUUUGGCAGCCACCUGGUGCGCCCGCUGUUCCGCAACGAGCACCGCAACGACAUGAGUGAGGAGGAGGCAGUCAAGCUGCUGGAGAAGGGGCUGAGGGUGCUGUACGCCCGCGACAGCAGCGCGCUUAACAAAUUCCAGAUUUCGAAAGUGACAGCAGAGGGGGUGACAAUAUCGAAGCCAUUUGCACUGAACAUUGAGUGGAACUACGCACAUUUUCAAAACGCGGUGCCUGAUAAAUACAGUGGUUCUUGGUAG
Molecule: messenger RNA, 3516 nt
Organism: Closterium sp. Yama58-4
Lineage: Eukaryota; Viridiplantae; Streptophyta; Zygnematophyceae; Desmidiales; Closteriaceae
Source: the annotation of a GenBank genome assembly